Molecule: messenger RNA, 2445 nt
Organism: Calypte anna (Anna's hummingbird)
Lineage: Eukaryota; Metazoa; Chordata; Aves; Apodiformes; Trochilidae
Product: potassium voltage-gated channel subfamily C member 1-like
Exons: 3
Coding region: 110-1429 (439 amino acids)
Biological process (GO): potassium ion transmembrane transport; protein homooligomerization
Cellular component (GO): axon; neuronal cell body membrane; dendrite membrane
Molecular function (GO): delayed rectifier potassium channel activity; protein binding
Source: RefSeq, a predicted model, not a curated record
AACAUCCUGUUUCCACCAAGUUUGUUUCUGUUCUUCCCAGUCUCUUCUCCUUUCUUCUGUUUGCAGAGUUGCUGCAAUAACACUAAGGUAAACAAGAGCCUAUAAGGACAUGCACCUCCCUUGUCCCUCACAGAUGGAAGACUCCAAGGAAAAAGUCAUCCUGAAUAUUGGGGGAGUCAGAUAUGAGACAUACAGCAGCACCCUCCGGACUUUUCCAGGGACCAAGUUGUGCAGCCUAACAGAGCCUCAUGCCCCAAACGUCUAUGACUAUGAUCCCACCACCAAAGAGUUCUUUUUUGAUAGAAGUGCUGAGGUCUUCACCUAUGUGUUGAACUACUAUAGGACCAAACACUUCCACUGCCCCAUUAAUACUUGUAGGUCAGUCUUAGAAGAAGAACUGGCUUUCUGGGAAAUAAAUGAGACACAGCUAGCAUCCUGCUGCUGGCUGAAGCUGAAUAAAAAAGAGGUGCAGCCAGAGGAGGUUAACAUUUGGGAAGAAAAUGAACAAACUGAUGACCAUUGCCUUAUCAUCCAGGCAGAAAGAAGUGAUUCCAACUGGCGAACCAGGUGGCAGCCAAAGAUUUGGUCUAUAUUUGAAAAACCCUUCUCCUCUUUCAGUGCUAAGUGCUUGGCUUUUGUUUCUCUGCUGUUCAUCGUGGGAAUUGUCAUCAUAUUCUGUGAGGAGACCAAGGCACAAUUUGAGUUCUUUACUGCUAACUUCACAUCUGUUGGCUUUUCUGAAGUCUUCCACAACAAACGUGAACCCUAUUACCACCAGGCUGCCUACUUGCUUCAUCUGGAGCUUUUCUGUGUCCUCUGGUUUACUUUUGAGUUCUCUGUGAGAUUUUGUUUCUGCCCAGACAAAAAGUUGUUCUUCCAAAAUCCUCUGAAUGUGAUUGACUUCUUCUCCCUCUUCCCAGUUUACAUUGAAUUCUUUGUGACUCAGCAUAUUCAGAGAAUGCCAAGCCUGGGGCUUUGGUUGGGCUUUCUUCGCGUUGUCUAUCUCCUCAAACUCCUGAAGAUAUCCAAGCUAAUAGAAACACCACUAAUCCUCAGGGUUCUAGUCUACACCCUCAAGUCUAUCCUUAGAGAGAUUUGCAUCUUGCUGAUGAUUUUGGCCUUUGAAACCCUCUUCUUUGGCUCUCUCUUUUUCUAUGGGGAGUUGCUGGGUAUCCAUCCCUCCUACACAGGAGAGCUGCACUUCACUGACAUUCUUGUUUGCUUCUGGUGGGCUUUGAUCACACUCACUACAGUGGGCUAUGGAGAUAUUAUUCCUGUUACCACAGCUGGCCAAGUGACAGCAGCCUUAGCUGCUGUAUUCGGCAUGUUAACUAUUACCAUCCCAAUACCCAUUUUCCUGGUGAAAUUUAAAAGCUAUUAUGACAUUGCUAUCUUCAAACAGAAGCUCAAAAGGAGCAAGAAACAUUAGCACUCCAGAACCACUACUCCCCUCUGCCUUUAUCAAUAAAGCUUCAGCAUGGUUUAUUUCCUUUGGUGGGAAAGGAGUGCAUUUCUUACUGCAGGUUGCAGUAUUUGAUACACAACUGAUGAAACCUGUUGAAUCCCAUAUGGGUCUUUCCCAUAUUGCACUUCAACUCCUGCUCUUUUACAUGUCACACUUUGUCUCAUAUCACUGUUCAGAGGCAGGCUGUAAUGGUGCAUUACAGGCUAGAUGUGCACGACGCAGUCCACUUCCAUGACUUGGGGACGCACCAUAAUCCCUCAGAUGGCUUACAGCCCUGCAUCACUUGCCUCAUUUCAGUCUCAUUUUGCAUGCUAGGAAAGAUUUGUGCAUGGUUCUGCUUCCACAGCAAGGAGGAAGCAUGGAUAUUUUUUUUAAUGCUGUUCUGUUUCCCUAUUUUACCUUAACAAGACAUCACAUCUGAUUUGCUGUGCUCACAUGUUAAUGUAAAGAGGGGAACAGUCUGAAGUGACUCUGUCAGCCUGACAGCACUGUUUGAUAACUUGCUUUGCGGGCUCACAGGAACUGCUAUGACAUUUGGGUAGCAGCAAGGAAGCCCUCCAACAGCAAAUCCUUUUUGGCUUUGCUGAAGUCAAUGGCAACCUUUCCUUGAUGUCUGCGAGAUCAAAAUUUUAUCAGACACUUUCAGUGGAUCAACACCUUUCAAGAGUUCUUCAUUUUUAUGUUACAAAGUUACUGAGCUAUUAAUCAAAAUCUCUAUAACAUUUUUGCUGUUCAAAAGAAAGAACGUAAUAUGUGAUAAUAUAAUUUUUCUGUAAUUUACUUUCUUUAGUAAGACAUAGGUGUAAACUAGGAAUAUGUAUCUUCUAACUAGAUAACAAUUUUAACUGUUACCUAUGUUUAAUUUUGAAAUAACAAAUACUGUUGAAGUAUGAAACCCCCCCCCCACAUUCCAUCAUUUAUAUAGUAGGAUGGUGUGCUAAGAUUGUUUUGUUUAGUAAGUAAAAUUUUCUGUAUACAAU